This is a messenger RNA of Paramuricea clavata, 417 nucleotides long. NCBI's taxonomy places the organism in Eukaryota, Metazoa, Cnidaria, Anthozoa, Malacalcyonacea, Plexauridae. The record is from the annotation of a GenBank genome assembly.
AUGGAAGCGAAUACUGAUCGAGGUUCGUCACGCAUCAUUGAAAACGAGGUAUCUAGUCAUAACAGUACUUGCUCUGUAGUUAUAGAGGGUAUAAAACUCGAGAUGGUAAUUUUGGAAACCCGGCUACUCAAUACCAUAAAGGAGAAUAAGUCAGACAUUUGCUCGCUUAAAUUUAAAGUCAAAGAUCUAGAAGGUGUCAUCCGACAUCAGGAUGACGCAAUUAUCAAGCUCUCAGAAGAUAAUUUAAUUUUAAAAUCUAAAUUAUCCUCUUUUGAAAACUUAACUUAUAAAGUAAUCUGCCAUGACCAUGACCAUGACCAUGACCAUGUGAAUAAUGAACGUGCUAAUGAGUCAGCCAGUACAACCCAGGUUAAUGACCAAUUCCAUUGGAUUCCACGACAAAGACCAACUGACUAA